Molecule: messenger RNA, 1474 nt
Organism: Neohortaea acidophila
Lineage: Eukaryota; Fungi; Ascomycota; Dothideomycetes; Mycosphaerellales; Teratosphaeriaceae
Exons: 1
Coding region: 495-1277 (260 amino acids)
Source: RefSeq, a predicted model, not a curated record
CGGAUCUCCGUUGCCUCCGGCCUUGGCAUUACUCUACCUGACUGCUGAAGACCUGAGAUUGCCUCAAUUCAUUGGAAUGUGACAAGAAAUUGAGAGGAAGGUGAUGUAAUGACAAUUUUUGAGGCAAGUAAAAACAAUCUGAGUCCGUGGAAAGACCAUGCAAUCAUGCUCGCAUCCCUGGGUAUCUUUCAUUCCAACGCCAUUCGUCAAAAGCAAUCAUUCCUUUCCUCCGCCCAACGCAAGCAAGCACAAGAAACAAAUCGUCGUGAUAGAGAGAAGGGCUGUGACGGGGCCCGCGUGGGAGAGACUGUGUGAUGAUGGACAGGAUGGUGAUGAUGCGCUGUCAAGAGAGCUCGAGAUCCGCCGAGAAGAGAAGGGCAGGUGAGGGCUGAACGGAACACAUGGGAGGCUGAUGAAGUGGAUGCAGUGAAACCCUCACACCGGGGGUACAUUCAGAGUCCGGAUCGCAUGACAAGCAUGGUCCAGAUCUACUGAUGCAGCGCCCAGGCGCUCAGGAGACACGCUCCACUUCAUCUGACGACCUCCUCUUCGUGCGCGAUCCUCCUCACAUCUGCUGCCCGAACCUGGUGGCGAGAUUGUUCACGUCGCCCGUGGUGGGUUUGAGGUUUCUGGCCAGCCUCUGGGCCUCCGCCCGGGACUGUCGGAGCUCCGCCACGACGAGCUCGAGACAGUCGGUGGUCUCUCGCAGCUUCUUCUCGACGGUAUCCACCUUGGACUCGAGCCUGUAUCUUUCAGCCCGCUCGUCCUGGGCCCUCUGGUGCUCCUUCAGCCAGUCCUUGCAGUUCUGGUCCUCUACCCCCCUCACGAACUCGAGCUUCUCUUCCAGCCAGGUGAUUCUCUCCUGCGCGGCCUCCAUGUCGCUGGCUCGGCCAGAACGCUCUUUGUCGAGAUCCUGGCGUGCUUCAAUGAGAUCCGACCAGUGCUCGGAGGACACCUUGGAGAGCUGGGUGAUUUCCGCCUCGGAGUCUCUGGCGCCGUUGGCAAGGCGAUCCUUCAGCUCCGAGAUCUCUGUCUCCUUCGCCUGGAUGGCCUGUUCUCGGCCAGAACGCUCCGCCGUGAGUUUCCCGGCGAGCUGGUUGAUGCGUUCUUCGGCGCCCUUCUUCUCAAGAGCUGCCUUUUGGCUGGCAGUCUCCAGUUCUUGCUGGAGGUUGGCGACCUCCUUGUUCUUGGCCUUGAAGGCCUCUUCUCCGACCGAACGCAUGUUGUCCAGCUCUUGGUUGAGCUGCGUGAUGGCGGCAUCGGCCUCCUUCUUCUGACGAGCUGCCAUAUGGCCGGCAGUCUCGAGUUGUUGCUUGAGGUCAGCGACCUCAUUGCUCUUUGCCGUAAAGGCUCCAUCGCCGACGGAGCGCGCGGUGGUGAGCUUGUUCUGGAGCUGCUGGAUGGUGGCGUCGCGGCUGCUGAUCUCCGAGCGCGCCGCAUCACGCACACUGCCGAGCUGGGUCUUGAGGCCAGC